This is a messenger RNA of Spodoptera litura, 1714 nucleotides long. RefSeq lists its product as uncharacterized. Gene Ontology annotation, molecular function: DNA-binding transcription activator activity, RNA polymerase II-specific; RNA polymerase II cis-regulatory region sequence-specific DNA binding; zinc ion binding. Gene Ontology annotation, cellular component: nucleus. Lineage: Eukaryota; Metazoa; Arthropoda; Insecta; Lepidoptera; Noctuidae. The record is from RefSeq and is a predicted model, not a curated record. Gene Ontology annotation, biological process: regulation of transcription by RNA polymerase II.
AAAUCGUUAAAAUAGUAAAGAAUAAGGUGAAGAAAUGGGAGAUAAAGGGAAUAUAUGUUCAGCUUGCCUCAGUACGGAUCGUCGUUUAAUUCCUUUGGAUAAGAUAACGGCAAUAAUAGAGGAAAUUUCAUUACUGGAGCUGAAGAAUUCUAUCAGUAAUGUGUGUUGGGAAUGCUGGAGUGUCCUGAACAAGUACUACAAGUUUAAGAAGAAAGUUCAAGCUGCACAGACUAUUUUAAAAUGGGCAAAUAAGCAAACGAAAAUCAAAACUUUAUCAACACUAUCAGUUGCCACUAAUCUCAACUACAAUUAUGAAUACAUAUACAAUAAUGAUCCUCUAAUAAACAACCCAGAUAUACACACAACAUUCGUAAAAGCAGAAUUAAAUUACCAAUGCGAACAUAAUACAGAAACAUUAGCUUCAAACGAGAAUCUUCAAAGCAAAAUUAAAAAUAAUGAUGAAUUCGACAAAAAGAACAGUAAUUUUGAACCAACCAUAAACAACGACAUAGAUUAUAAAGAAAGUAUACCAACAGAAAAAAUAUAUACAGACACAAUAGAAAUGAAACCAGAUAAAAAAAUGUUAAGAAAAGCUAAUAAAAAAUACAAAAAUCAAUUUAAAAAGUUGAUAGCUUUAGAAGAUGAUGAAAAAGAGUUUAAAAAGAAGUUUAUAGAAGUGGUUAUGAGCGAAGAGGAGAUGAUGAGAUUGAGGGAGUCGAAGAGGAAUCAUCAUAAUUUCAAGAAGAUACCAUUUAAGUGUGAUACUUGUGUUCUAGGUUUCGCAAGAGAAGAAAAUUAUAGUUUGCAUAUGCAGAAGAAACAUGCAGAGAGUAUAGGACCCUACCAAUGCGAAGUAUGCAGCGUCCGAUUUCCAACAAAAUUAGCUACGGAAAAACACAGACGUAAGCACUACGUCUGCUAUAGAUGUCGCUGUUGUCGAUAUAAGGCGCAUGAGCUCUGGUCAGCGCUAAACCAUUGUAAGAUGAAACAUUUGACUGAUGAGCCGGACAGAAUACAUUGUUCACAGUGCGAUGUUGUUGUUAAAACUCCAGAAGAAUUAGAAAAUCACUUACAAAAGGAACAUUCUCUUCAUUGUAAUGAAUGUGGAGUCAAGUUCAAAGCGACCAACACUUUGAGGAGACAUAUAGCACGUAUACAUUCAGUACUUCGAGACUUCAUUUGCGAUAUAUGUUCGAAGACUUUUAAAACGAAGACUCGUCUAGAAUCGCAUAUAGUGAAACAUAACGGUAACAUAGCGAAGAAGCUGGCUUAUUGUAAUAUAUGUAAUGUGCAGUAUAAGAACAUAUAUGUUUAUAGAAAUCAUUUGAAGUCCAGUGCUAACCAUACGGAGAAAGUCUAUUCUUGUCCGGAAUGCAGUAAAAAAUUCGCGUCAAAAGUAUAUUGGACGAAUCAUUAUAAUUUUUAUCAUCUACGGAAAUCGCAAUAUAAAUGUGAUAGUUGUGAUAAGGUAUUCAUAUCAGAUUGGAGAUUGAAGAACCACAAGCAAAUUCAUCAUGGACUAUCUCGAACCAGGGACCACGCUUGCGAUUUAUGUACUAAGAAGUUUUAUACGUUGGCCACUCUCCGUUCCCAUCGGCUGACUCACUCGGAGCACAGGUCGUAUAUGUGCGAAGAUUGUGGACACACGUUCAAACAACGAGCUGCGUUAUACACACAUAAUCGGUUACUUCAUCGACAGACUUAGGAUACCUCC